Molecule: messenger RNA, 1832 nt
Organism: Phycodurus eques (leafy seadragon)
Lineage: Eukaryota; Metazoa; Chordata; Actinopteri; Syngnathiformes; Syngnathidae
Product: complement factor H-like
Exons: 8
Coding region: 149-1321 (390 amino acids)
Source: RefSeq, a predicted model, not a curated record
UAAGAGUUUGAUGACAAGUUACUCAGUAAUGUUUGCUAUUUCUUCAUCUCCAAGCUGAUAUGGGGAAGGUCAAACCUGAAAUUGUUUACUGACCACUGACCACAACCCGACUGACAGCAUUAGAAAUACUUAAUUUUUUUUUCCUAUCAUGGUGCCACUGGGUAUGUUGAAGUAUAUUGGAUGGAUUUUCCUGAUUUGGUUGUGUGGAGAACAUGGCUGUGUUUUAGCAAGGCGUAGCUGUCGUGCGCCCACUCUGAAUGGGGGUUAUGUUGUUCCUCAGCAAGACACAUACUCGCAUGGAACCGUUCUUUCCUAUGCAUGUGAAGCUGGACUCAAGCCGGCAGUGGAGGGCUGGUGGGCAACAACGACAUGCCAGGAUGGUAAAUGGUCCACUCAACCACAAUGUAUUGAUGUCAACAAUUGCAUCCCACCUACUAUCCCUCAUGCAAAAUUCACUUCAAGCUUGGUGGGUUGGUAUGAAAACAGCUACGUGAUCAGGAUAAAAUGUGAUGCCGAAUAUGCAUUCAAAGACUUGGAUGCUACAGCGGAGUGUGUCAAUGGAACAUGGCUCUCUGUACCAAGCUGUGAGCGAAGUAGCCAGGCAUGUGAGGAGCCCCACAAAAUUCCCCACGCUGUAAUCAUAAAUCAGCACCCUCACCAGGAUGUGUAUGCUUCUGAUACUGAAAUACUGUACGAAUGUCAAGAUGGAUAUAAUGUAGAGGGACAACUCAAAAAGUCCAUCUUUUGCAUUGGUGGAAACUGGUCAGCAGCCCCGGCCUGCAUCAAACAAAUAAAGCCAAUUCUUGGUCGCUCCACAACAUCUGCUGGCAGUGAGACAAGGCCUGAAAGUGGAGGAUCUUCAACCAGCACUGGUUCAACCGAUCCACAAGUUACUACAGUUGACCAAUGUGGAACGACUCCCAUUGUCCAGGGUGGUGAGAUUGUGGGAAGGGAUCUUAUGUUUUUGAAAUAUCAAUGUGGCAGUUUCUACAAACAAGUGGGUCCGGAGAAAGUGUUCUGCUACAGUAACGGCCAGUGGUCCACAAUGCCCACCUGCAAAGCUAUCUACUGUUCUGUGGACACCGAUCAAUACCCCCAGUUAAAAUAUGAUGGAGUUAAAUAUAUAAACGAUGGUGAGACGGUGACACUGGAAUGUGAGAAACUGCACCACUGGCUGACAGAUCAUUAUUCGGAGGGGCGGUGCAAUAACGGAAGACUUACAUUGGGGAUAUGUUGUAACUGGUGGGAAAUGAAGUUUGUAAGUGAAGCUUUUUUUUUUUUGCAUUUUGCUGUUAAGUUUUGCUCUUGUAUAUUCUACUGAUUCAACCCUCUGCCUUUAUCGUCAGAAUUUGUGCUGAAACGUCAGGAUUGAAGGUGCAUCUUACAAGCCAGUCUAACACGGGGACAGUCUAAAACGCUUAACAUCGCUUUAUAUUAGAAAACCACUAUAAUCGUCAUUAAAAUGUAUGUGGAUAUCUCUACUGAGGCCCACUUCCACCGCUGCAAAUAUUAGAAUGAUUGCUCCAAUAUUUUGGAUUUUAUGGACAUUAACCAUUUUCCUCUCCAUAAAAAAAGCUUAACGUUCUUUAAAGAGGAUAACGCUUAAUAGCCAUAUAAAAUCUGUCAUAUUGGGGUGAUUAUUCUAAUAUUUUCAAAGUUGGCAUAAGUAGAGAUGUCUGCAUAAAUUUUGGUGACGAUUAUUUUCUGACAUGAAGCAACGUUAAGUAUGUUUACACUUACGUUAAGCGUUUCAGACAGUCUGUUUUAUUGAGAGCUUUCUGAAAAACAUGGUGUAAUGUUUGAUGGACUGCAGUGAAUAAAAACGUGGUACA